AUGGAGUUAGUUACAGUAGAUAAAACGGCCGAGAUCGUUAACGAGUACCGCAAGUACAAUGCGUCGUCGGCGCGUGAUGACGUUGAGUCAGGACGGGACUCUUCAUCUGGUGACGAAUCAAAUAGCGACGGCGAUGUUGGGCCAUACGCUAACAAGGGCGUGUCCUCCCCUCCAAAACCAAGGGAGAGGCGCGUGAGGCGCUUAGAUGACAUCGGUCCCAAAGCCGGCCAGAAAGGGCUAGCAGAGCAGCGAGGUGGUGGCGGUAUCGAUCAGGAUGAGGACAAGCCGGCAGCAGUGACUGCUGGGAAAGAACAUGGACGUGAAGCUGUGAUUCCGUACAAACGACGCAAUGCUGUGGACUCGGCCGGUCGCGACCGAAAUGCAAGACAAGCUCGACAAGGGACGAAACAGUAUGUUUCGAGCUCGUCGGGUUCGGAGGAGGGAUCCAACGACAGUGAGUCAGGCAGCUCAUCCGGGAGUGAGGAACUAUACGAGGACGAGGAGGAGGAGGAAGAGGAAGAGGAGGAUGAGGAGUUGGAGCCGGAGAGCGAGGAUGAGGAGGAGGCUCGGCCUUUGAAGAGGAGGGGUGUGCGGAAGACCAAGAAGGGCAAUGGAAAGCGAAAAUCGGAGACAGGACGGGUGAAGAGCUAUAAGCAGAGUGUGCGUCGUGCCAAACCACAUGGCAAGCGCCAGAGACCUCGAUUCGAAGCUAAAAUUGUGGGUGUGCGUAGCAAGGAGAAGCAGGAGUUGGAUUUUUACGAGUUCAUGGGGCAACGAUGUCCAUCAAGCCCUCAUGAUCGGAAAGCCACCGACACGUAUGCUGCGUUACGUGAGCAGAUGGAUUCGUCUGGGAAGGGAGAUCCGAUCGCUUGGGGGUCAGCGCGGUUUGGCAGGGAAGCGACGGACCCGCAUGCAAAGCUUUCGGGGGGUCACGCGGUUCAGGUAAAAAUCGAGGGAGCAACGAAGCGGCACGAACCCUCGGCCGCCGCAGCAGCCAAUGAUGGUGUGGGAGGAGGUGUGUGGGCGAAUUCCUUGGGUGAAUGUGGCGGCGGUGUGGAAGGCUCCAUGUGGGAUGUACGGGAUAGCAGGGGAGAAGGAGGAGACUUGAAAAUGGAUCCGGCGACUAAGGAGGGGAGGGGCGAGAGCAUGGGCACACCUGGCGCAUCCAGUCGGCCCAAUGUGGCUGGCGGCAACACGGUGGAGCAGCUCAUGCGGGAGCUUGCCCAGCGGGAUCGUAAAAUUGCGGCACUCAAGGCAAGGCCAGGAGCCAAAGGACCUGUCAAACCCUGCACCCCUCCAGCCCCUCUAAACAGUGCUGCUGGUCUGGUGUGGGUGGCAUGCGGCACAGAGAUAGCAGCAGCACUCUCUGUCAUCCCCACAGCCCCUCUAAACAGUGCUGCUGGUCUGGUGUGGGUGGCAUGCGGCACAGAGAUAGCAGCAGCACUCUCUGUCAUCCCCACAGCCCCUCUAAACGGUGCUGCUGGUCUGGUGUGGGUGGCAUGCGGCACAGAGAUAGCAGCAGCACUCUCUGUCAUCCCCACAGCCCCUCUAAACGGUGCUGCUGGUCUGGUGUGGGUGGCAUGCGGCGCAGAGAUAGCAGCAGCACUCUCUGUCAUCCUAACAGCCCCUCUAAACGGUGCUGCUGGUCUGGUGUGGGUGGCAUGCGGCGCAGAGAUAGCAGCAGCACUCUCUGUCAUCCCCAUAGCCCCUCUAAACGGUGCUGCUGGUCUGGUGUGGGUGGCAUGCGGCGCAGAGAUAGCAGCAGCACUCUCUGACAUCCCCACAGCCCCUCUAAACGGUGCUGCUGGUCUGGUAGCCCCUCUAAACGGUGCUGCUGGUCUGGUGUGGGUGGCAUGCGGCGCAGAGAUUGCAGCAGCACUCUCUGUCAUCCCCACAGCCCCUCUAAACGGUGCUGCUGGUCUGGUGUGGGUGGCAUGCGGCGCAGAGAUUGCAGCAGCACUCUCUGUCAUCCCCACGUGCCCAAUCCCUUCUUUCCGCUUGCUCCUCCCCCCCCUCUCUAUCCCACCCCUCUCCCUCCUCUUCCAGAGCCCCUCUAAACGAGCCCCUCUAAACGGUGCUUCUGGUCGCGUGUGUGGCAUGCGGCGCCAGCGUGUAGCGGGCCGGGCUGCAGCGGGGCCAUCCGUUGGUUCUUCUCCCACACUCCCCUUCUCCCGCCCCCCGUUUAACUCCCGCCCUCCUCUUCUCUCCCGCCACCCCCUUCUCUCCCGCCCUCCCUUCCUCUACCGCCCUCCCCUUCUCUCCCGCCCUCCCCUUCUCUCCCGCCCUCCCCCUAUCUCCCGCCCACCCCUACUCUCCCGCCCUCUCGCCAUUCAUUCCCCCCCGCCCUCGAUGUUCAUCCAUACCCUUUGGACAACCCUAAACCAUGAGUCAUGCAUGAUCACGGAUGUCUCAUGCUUCCCCGCAUUCUCAUACAUGCGCGCAGGAGGGAAACAGCGGGGCCUAUCAAAGGUUAAGAGGACUGACUGGAACGUCUCCAACUCCCACCGGAAGAACAGUGAAUGGAUGGGGGGUUUGCACCGUAAUGUGCGGUGGAUUAUCAAGGACCACUUCACACGCCACACCCCCAUGUACAACACAGACGUGAAGGGCUUCAAGUGGGGCGACCGUGGGCUGUAUGUUCACGAGUCAGGAUUUGAGGCCUUCCGGGGGAAGGCUGAGCUUGAUGCCGAAACGAAGGACCUGAAGGAGGAAGAAAAGGAGGUGUACGACUCGCAGGACAUGGAGGAGGAUAAGGAGGAGGAGGAUGAGGAGGAGGAGGAGGAGGAUGACGAGGAAGAGGACGAGGAGGAGGAGGAGGAGGAGGAGGACGAGGAACAGUGGGGGCAGGAGCGGAGGAAGAGGAAAAGCAGGAGAGGCAUCACAUACGUGCGAGGAGAGGCAUUGGUGGAGACAGCAAGGGGGGCAUCAGGGAAGGCACGUGUGGAUAGAGAAAGGGGGACAGCAUUACGGAGGGGAGUGGUGCAAGGGCCGCAGCAGUAUAGGCAUGACCGGAUAGGACAAAGCAAGCAGCAGUAA
Closterium sp. NIES-65 is the source of this 3036-nucleotide messenger RNA. Lineage: Eukaryota; Viridiplantae; Streptophyta; Zygnematophyceae; Desmidiales; Closteriaceae. The record is from the annotation of a GenBank genome assembly.